Molecule: messenger RNA, 591 nt
Organism: Hyposmocoma kahamanoa
Lineage: Eukaryota; Metazoa; Arthropoda; Insecta; Lepidoptera; Cosmopterigidae
Gene: Rpp25
Product: ribonuclease P protein subunit p25-like protein
Exons: 4
Coding region: 52-576 (174 amino acids)
Biological process (GO): tRNA 5'-leader removal
Cellular component (GO): ribonuclease MRP complex
Molecular function (GO): RNA binding
Source: RefSeq, a predicted model, not a curated record
UCCCAUUCCUUCAUUCAAGGAAAAGGAAAAUUAAUAAAUAUUUUGAAAAUAAUGGAAAACUAUUUCAAAGGUAAAAAUGUGGAGGAAGAAUUGGAACGAAGUAAAAUACCUAUUAAAGAUCUACCGGAAAAUUUUCUUUGGAUGCAGGUAAAAGGCGGCAGUAAAAUGACGAAUCUACUCUCCCAUGCAUCUGGUAUUUUAGAAGACAAAACUGCAACAACAGUGGUAUGGACUGCAGCAGGAGUAGCUAUUCCUAAAGCUAUAUCGUGUUCAGAAAUACUAAAGAGGCAGUUCAACAUAGAACAUCAAGUUACUAAACUUACAUACAAAAGGGUAGAUGAAUUUUGGGAACCUAAACUAGAUGGACUUGAAACUAUUGUUGUAAAACGGCAAAUACCAGUGAUACACAUAAUGCUCUCUGUUGAUCCUGUACUUGAUGUGAAUCAAAUAGGGUACCAAACAAUGCAAGGGAAGAAAUUCUGGCAAAAAGAUCAAAACAGUAAUAGUUCUAAGCAGAAUCAACCUUAUAAGGCUAGAAAACCGUUUAAGCAGAAGAAGCCACAAGGAAAUAGCUAGAAUUUAGAUAUAAAG